GGACCUAACGAGUGAAAGGCGGACCAUGUUCUUGAUGCAUUCCACCUUCUCUGGUCUUCCUCCGUCACUGAUCUCUUCGGUCUCAUCAGGCCGUCACAGAAAUCCUAUUAUUCACCAUCAACUUCCCCAACAUCGUCUCAGAAACCCCAACGCUUCUACCUUCAAAGUUACUUGUUUUGCGGCUCUAUCAUUCGAUGACAUCGUUCAAUUAACCCAUAACAAGGUUCUGAUUGCAGCUGGUGCUUCUGCGGCAAUUGGGCAGAUUUCGAAGCCCUUUACCUGUGCGUUUCUAUAUCGGAAAGAGUUUGAUAUCAAGGCGUUUAUUCAGGCUGGAGGGUUUCCAUCAACACAUUCAUCCGAGCACAGGAAAUAUUUUUAUCCACAAAUAACGAAUUUUCAUUUCAUUCCAUGUGGCAAAUAAACCCUAACUUACCCAAUGGAUAGAGGGUCGAAACUCUUAAAAGUAGCUUAGCUCAGAACAUGGCAAAAGCUUUGGCUAUGGAUUCUGGCCCAUGGCUGGCUGAACGAACUAUUCUGUAACUCUCUUGAGAGAGAGAAGGCCAGCUUAAAGCUUUGAAAAUUCACUUUUCUCAGGCCCCUAGUCAUAAAAGACCAAUGCUCACUGAAAAGACCAAGUCUGAGGCUAAAUAGGCGCAUAACAAAUCAAGAAUUUUUUUAUUAGUUUGCCCUAAAAGGUAUAUACUUGUCAUAUUUCAAAACAGAAAAUUCUGAUAGCAAAAACCUAAUAAAAACUAUACCUGAGUUUUGUUGUUAUCCAAGUUUUAUCUACAUCACUUGAAUGGUUGAUUAUUAAUGAUCCUGUUGGGGCUUUGG
Messenger RNA from Neltuma alba, 834 nucleotides. RefSeq lists its product as uncharacterized. The transcript is spliced from 3 exons. Bases 26 to 421 code for a protein of 131 amino acids. The record is from RefSeq and is a predicted model, not a curated record. NCBI's taxonomy places the organism in Eukaryota, Viridiplantae, Streptophyta, Magnoliopsida, Fabales, Fabaceae.